GAUUAAACUUUUGACUCUGUAAUUUUCUGAGUUUUCUCAAUGGAGAGGAAGAAAUAAGGAUUUCUUGAUUUAGGAAUUCAAAAACUUCGAUUUAUUUAUGGUUGUUUUGGCUUUUGUAUUUGGUAUUCAUUGCAAUGUUUUUGAAACAAGCACAAGGAAUUUCUCUGCUUUUUCCCCCUUUUUUCUGAUAUUUUGGCUUGAAAAGGAAAACCAGUUUCAUUUUUCUCGGAAAGCAUUCUUGUGGUAUUGUCAGGUCUCUUCCUCAGGCAUUUGAUCCUUCUUUAUUGAAGUUUAUAAAAUAGAUUAUGUCAUUUUAAUUAAUAUGUUUAUGUGUUGAAGAGUAUAUGCGAGAUUAGCUAUUUUUCCCUCUAAUUUUUACGUUUUCCCGCAUUUGAUUGUAUUGAUCCUUUUUUUUGUUCCUGAUAUGCUAUUUUGGAAGCAUUGAAAUUAGGAAGAUGUUUGGAGGCGACAACGGCAAUCCUUUGUUUCCUGUUUUCUUGGAGGAAAACCGGUUCCAGUACGACUCUAAUGCAUCAACUCAACUGCAAUUGUUUGGAAACUUUCAAGCGGGUUGUAAUGUUGAUCCAGUAAACCAUGUUGGCAAUGAUCAUGUCUCUGCUCUAAAUAGGCCAAGCAAAAGGAGCAGGGAGGCAGAAGAUAUUUCUAGACAGCAUAAACUUCAGAUUUCCUUGAAUAACUUCUGUCAGGAUGAUGCUGAUCGAUCGGUGAGCAUUCCGAAUUUGAAUGCUGUAUCGACUGGGUUGAGGCUGUCCUAUGACGACGAUGAACGGAACUCCUCUGUUACUUCGGCAAGUGGAAGUAUGACAACUCUUUCGGUCAUUUUAUCUCUUGGUGACAAUUUGAGGUCCGAGAUCGACCGUCAGAAGGAAGAGUUCGACCAUUACAUCAGAGUUCAGGAAGAACACAUUUCCAAAGGGGUAAGAGAGAUGAGGCAGAGGCACAUGGCAUCUUUCCUAAGCACCCUCGAGAAAGGAGUUGGCCAAAAGCUACGGGAAAAGGAGCUCGAAAUCGAGAACAUGAACCGGAAGAACAGGGAGCUGGUCGAGAGGAUAAAACAAGUGGCCAUGGAAGCCCAGUCCUGGCACUACCGGGCACGGUACAAUGAGUCUGUCGUCAACGUCCUGAAGAGCAACCUCAAACAGGCGAUCGCCCAGGGCGCUGACCAAGGGAAAGAAGGCUGCGGGGACAGUGAGGUGGAUGAUGCAGCCUCCUCAUUUGACCACAAUACAAUCGUGGGCGGGCCCACAAAACCAAUCACCGGCAAGAAUGCUGGGUUGAAGGAGCAGAUGACCUGCAAGGCCUGCAAAAUCAAGGAGGUCUCCAUCUUGUUGUUGCCUUGUAGGCAUCUGUGCUUGUGCAAGGACUGCGAGGGGUUCAUCGACAUCUGCCCUGUCUGCCAGUCCAUGAAGACUGCCAGUGUUCAGGUUUACAUGUCCUGAAAAUAGAAAGAAAAAAAAACGAAAGAAAGAAAGAAAGAAAGAAAGAAAGAAAAAGUAAAAUACAGAGAAUUCAAAAUGUAUUGUAUACAGUGGUCUGAUAGCGUCCUUUUACAGGUUCAGCUUCUUCACCAGUGGAGUUAAGAGUCUGUAUCUGAAAUUAUUGGACCUUGAUUGAAUGGUGGAGUUGGUUUUGUUGUUGUGGCUAAUGUAGUUUUACCUUUUUUGUUUUA
Messenger RNA from Magnolia sinica, 1690 nucleotides. Its product is annotated as probable BOI-related E3 ubiquitin-protein ligase 2. The coding region runs from base 456 to 1460 and encodes 334 amino acids. The transcript has 4 exons. Lineage: Eukaryota; Viridiplantae; Streptophyta; Magnoliopsida; Magnoliales; Magnoliaceae. The record is from RefSeq and is a predicted model, not a curated record. Gene Ontology annotation, molecular function: ubiquitin-protein transferase activity.